GCCCGCGGAGCUGCCAGAUCAUCAAAGUUUGCAGGCAAACGUGCAAAGCGGGGCCGGAGCGGAGGCCGCGGGAGCGAAUCACUGCCCCCGAAUCAAGACUCCGUGGAGAGGCUUGCUUUUAAACCCGCCCUCCGGAGAGAUCUCAUUUCCCCAAAACCUCCCAUUUUCUCUCUCUCUCUCUCUCUCUCUCUCCCUCUCCCUCUCUCUCUCCCUCUCUCUCUCUCUCUCUCCCCCUCUCUCUCUCUCCCUCUCUCCCGUCCCUCUUUUCUUUACCUUUAUCCCUCGUCUCUCGCUGUUAUGUCCACCAGAAUCAUGGCUCUCGCGGCGAGAUGUUGGUUUCUUCUCCCCUGCCUUUGCGUGAUACUGGCGAUCGAUCUGGAGGUUAUUGAGCCGAGCUACUAUGUGGAGCCCGCUGCCACAUCAGAUGCCAUCGACUACAAGGAUCCCUGCAAAGCUGCCGCCUUCCUGGGAGACAUCGCUCUGGACGAAGAGGACUUGCGGAUGUUCAAGGUGGAUCGCAUCAUAGAUGUGGCCCAGAGAACUGUCCAGACGUUCAAUCACACAGACACGGCGUCUGCGACCAAUCAAAGUAGCCAAAACAGGCAAGGUGCACAUCGCAGGAAAAGGGCCGCGACCUCCAGGCAAGAGCGGGUAUGGCCGGAAGGCGUCAUUCCAUACGUCAUCAGUGGCAACUUCAGUGGCAGUCAGCGGGCUAUAUUCCGCCAGGCUAUGCGCCACUGGGAGAAGCACACCUGUGUGACCUUCAUCGAGAGGAACCAGGAGGAGAGCUACAUUGUCUUUACCUACCGACCCUGUGGGUGCUGCUCCUAUGUAGGUCGCAGGGGCGGGGGCCCCCAGGCCAUAUCCAUCGGGAAGAACUGUGACAAGUUUGGCAUUGUUGUUCAUGAAUUGGGCCACGUGAUCGGCUUCUGGCACGAACACACGCGGCCCGAUCGGGACGAACACGUCAGCAUUAUCAGGGACAACAUUCAACCAGGACAGGAGUAUAACUUUUUGAAAAUGGAGCCAGGAGAAGUAGACUCUCUGGGAGAAGUCUAUGACUUUGACAGCAUCAUGCACUACGCCAGGAAUACAUUCUCCAGAGGUAUCUUCCUGGACACUAUCCUGCCACGCUACGAUGUCAACGGAGUACGACCACCCAUUGGCCAGAGAACCAGACUAAGCAAAGGGGAUAUUGCACAGGCACGCAAACUCUACAAGUGCUCCAGAUGUGGGGACAGUCUGCAGGACAGCAGCGGUAACUUCUCCUCGCCAGGCUUCCCCAAUGGCUACUCGGCCUACAUGAAUUGCAUCUGGAGAAUAUCAGUUACUCCAGGGGAAAAGAUCAUUCUGAACUUCACCUCCAUGGAUCUGUACAGGAGUCACUUGUGUUGGUAUGACCAUGUGGAGAUCCGAGAUGGAUACUGGAGGAAGGCCCCUCUCAAAGGUCGUUUCUGUGGAGAUAAGCUACCUGAGCCAAUCAUCUCCACCGACAGCCGUCUGUGGAUUGAGUUUCGCAGCAGCAGUAACUGGGUGGGGAAAGGUUUCUCCGCUGUAUAUGAGGCAAUCUGUGGUGGGGAGGUGAAAAGGGACAACGGGCAAAUCCAGUCCCCCAACUACCCCGAUGACUAUAGGCCCAACAAGGUGUGCAUAUGGAAGAUUUCUGUGGCGCAGGGCUACCACGUGGGCCUCACCUUCCAGUCAUUUGAGAUCGAGAGACAUGACAGCUGUGCCUACGACUACCUGGAGGUGCGUGAUGGGAACUCCGAGAACAGCCCGCUGCUCGGCCGCUUCUGUGGCUACGACAAGCCGGACGACAUCAAAACCAGCUCCAACCAGUUGUGGAUGAAGUUCGUCUCCGAUGGCUCGGUCAACAAGGCCGGCUUCGCGGCCAAUUUUUUCAAAGAGAUGGACGAGUGCUCCAAGCCGGACAACGGUCGCUGUGAGCAACGCUGUGUCAACACGUUGGGUAGCUACAAGUGCGCCUGUGAUCCAGGCUACGAGCUGGCUGCAGACAAACGCAGCUGCGAGGCUGCCUGUGGAGGAUUCAUCACCAAGCUUAAUGGAUCCAUCACCAGCCCCGGAUGGCCCAGAGAGUACCCCCCAAACAAGAACUGCAUCUGGCAGCUGGUGGCCCCCACGCAGUACCGCAUCACCCUGCUCUUUGACGUCUUCGAAACUGAGGGCAAUGACGUUUGUAAGUACGACUACGUGGAGGUGCGCAGCGGGCUUUCGGCCGAUUCGAGGCUUCACGGGAAGUUCUGUGGGGCCGAGAAACCGGAAGCCAUCACCUCCCAGUACAACAACAUGCGCAUUGAGUUCAAGUCGGACAAUACGGUGUCCAAAAAGGGCUUCAAGGCCCAGUUCUUCUCGGACAAAGACGAGUGCUCCAAGGAGAACGGAGGCUGUCAACAUGAGUGUGUCAACACCUUUGGGAGCUACAGCUGUCAGUGUAGGAGUGGCUUUGUGUUGCACGAGAACAAACAUGACUGCAAAGAAGCUGGCUGUGAUCACACUGUGAAUAGUGUGAGCGGUACUAUUACCAGCCCCAACUGGCCAGAUAAAUACCCCAGCAAGAAGACGUGCACCUGGGCGCUUUCAACCACACCAGGCCACCGCAUUAAAAUCGCCUUCAACGAGAUCGACAUGGAGGCCCACCUGGAGUGUGCCUACGAUCACAUUGAAAUCUAUGACGGCCGAGACGGAAAGUCUCCUAGUCUGGGCCGUUUCUGUGGAACCAAAAAACCUCCACCCAUCACCUCUAGUGGCAACAAGCUGUUCAUUCACUUCUUCUCUGAUAACUCGGUACAGAAGAAGGGCUUUGAGGCCUCCCAUACUGCAGAGUGUGGAGGUCGUCUGAAGGCUGAAGUCAAGACCAAGGACCUGUUCUCUCAUGCCCAGUUUGGGGACAAUAACUACCCCGGGGCCUCUGAUUGCCAAUGGGUGAUCUCAGCCGAGAAGGGCUAUGGCGUGGAGCUCAUUUUCCAGACCUUUGAGAUUGAGGAGGAGGCCGACUGCGGCUACGACUACAUGGAGCUGUUCGAUGGCGCCGACACCAAGUCUCCACGGCUGGGACGUUAUUGUGGCUCAGGGCCUCCAGAGGAGAUCUACUCGGCCGGUGACUCCAUUGUCAUCAAGUUCCGCUCCGACGACACAAUCAACAAGAAGGGGUUUCACGUACGCUACACUAGCACCAAGUUUCAGGACACACUACACUCACGCAAGUGACCAGCGGGGGCCGGAAGGGGCCGCGCAGGGCAGCGGGGCAAACGGAGAGGCCCGCAAGGGAGACGCCAGCCUGACGCUCGGAGACCUUCGGCCACCAGGAUGAAUCAGACACGACAGAACAGCCGCAAGACCACCAACCGCACCUCAGCUCCUAGGGGCUCUAGCUCCCCCCGCAGACUGUGAGGAGUAAAGCCAUUCCGCAGUACACCUUGUUUUUACCUUUUCUAUGGUUAAGAUUGGGUUGGGAGGGUGGAUAUCCGCUUUAGACGGCUUCUUGGGGGGGGAUUUAUUGACCCAAAACCUUCCAGAUUUUUUUCGUUUGUUUCUCUUUUUUUUUCGUUUUUUUUUUUUAAAUAAAAACAAAAAAAAACAAAAACAAAUUGCCUACAAAUGAGAGGCACAACGGAAAACAGUGAAUUCUCAGGACCUGUAGGAAGGCAGGCAUCAGCUGGACAGAUCCCUGCUUUUGUCCGGCCAGCCCACCACACCGAAAGGGGGAGGAGGUA
Lampris incognitus (smalleye Pacific opah) is the source of this 3734-nucleotide messenger RNA. It is a transcript of the gene bmp1a, whose product is annotated as bone morphogenetic protein 1a. Gene Ontology annotation, molecular function: metalloendopeptidase activity; zinc ion binding; serine-type endopeptidase activity. Lineage: Eukaryota; Metazoa; Chordata; Actinopteri; Lampriformes; Lampridae. The transcript is spliced from 20 exons. The coding region runs from base 298 to 3228 and encodes 976 amino acids. The record is from RefSeq and is a predicted model, not a curated record. Gene Ontology annotation, biological process: proteolysis.